CCAGGAGAGUAACGCCUUCAGAGACGGCCCUUGUGCGUCAGAUGGGCUGAACGCACCCUGAAGCAACAGCACAGCAGGGUGUCGGCACUGUAGGCUUUGGACUGCCAGAGUGGUCAACUCCACCCAUCCUCAGCAUCAGCUAGCAUGGCCACGGCGAGCACCUCAGGGCAGACCGCAUUCGGCCUCGGCAGGAAAAAGAAGAACCCAGGCCUCAUGGACCAGAUUAGCAAAUUCUUUGCGGGAGAGAAAAAGAAAAGGAGCAAGGGGUCAUUCCGGGGUCACCUGGCUGCCUCCCCUCAGCAAUCCUCAGCUCGCCGUCGACCCAAUGAAAAUGCUGUGGUGCAUUUCUUCAGAAGCAUCGUAACGUCUCCUCGUCCUAAAUCCAGGUGGAGAGAAGUCUUGGGUUUGGCCUCGUCGCCGCGUGCCGACAGCACAAAGUCGCCGGUCAGACGACGCAGAGAACAAAGCACACUGUCCAGAAUCUUCAACCUGGUGAGCUCUUUACAUUUGCUUCUUUUUCUUUAUUCUGUUUAUUCACCCAAAUACAACAGUGACGCUCUGACCACAGACCAGGUGAAACCAAGUCCCGUCCUCCUCCCAAACGCUGGAGUACCAUCUUCUAAGCCCUCUGAGGACCAAACCACAGAUCCAGUACUGAUGGGACAAGAAGAAGAAGAAGCAGCAGCAGCAGAUCCACCACCUCCGCCUACGAUAACCCACUAACACCGGCCUCCUGGACACGGUCACAGACGUGCCAGUUUCUUCUGUUAAUGCUUCUGAAGAUCUUGUCUCCCUUGUGCAGCUGUUUCAAGCUCUCGGAGGUUUGGUUUUUCAGUAAAACAUCCUCCUGUAGAAUCACCUUUCGAUGGUGCUAGCGUCUGCUGUCAGUUUAUCUUUUUCGAAUCUCACACACCGAAAGCCAGUUUGUUUUGUCUAACGAGCGUCUGCGGCGUGCCCGUGUUUGUGCCUGAGUGAUGUGUACAGUGUACAGAAAUGUGUUUGGAAACUUACUCAGCUUUAUGAGUUCUAACGAGUUUGAAGGUUUUAUUGUAGCGAAUAAACUUGUGCUGAAAACAAUAAAAAGCCCUUUUUCAAUCCACUUAAAGAAUGAUUCAUACUGCAGCUUGUUUGCAUCUAAAUAACACAUUUUGACGUGAUUUAUUUUAUUUUGAAGGAGACAUAAAAAGUUUGUUUUCUCUGAAGGUCAGAUGGCAAGUUGUUCAAAGGUCAAAGGUGAAGCAGGAAGGAGUUUAGCACAGAAGGGCUAUUUGUUCAUUUUAUUUUGUGCAGAAUUAAUGUUAUUGUCAUUUGUGCACGAGCUGUGUUAUACGCUCACUUUAAAAGCACUGCAGAAUGUUUGUGUGUUUGUUUGCUGACACACUGUGGAGCUGCAGAAACUGAUACCGAGUUUUGUAUUAUUGCAUCACUUAAAAGUAAUUUUAUUAUUCAGUCCAAAUGAAAAUAAAGUUUCUCCUCUCUAACUUAA
Thalassophryne amazonica is the source of this 1486-nucleotide messenger RNA. It is a transcript of the gene mbpa, whose product is annotated as myelin basic protein a. Gene Ontology annotation, molecular function: structural constituent of myelin sheath. Lineage: Eukaryota; Metazoa; Chordata; Actinopteri; Batrachoidiformes; Batrachoididae. The transcript is spliced from 7 exons. The record is from RefSeq and is a predicted model, not a curated record. Bases 145 to 723 code for a protein of 192 amino acids.